This is a messenger RNA of Hyposmocoma kahamanoa, 2187 nucleotides long. Its product is annotated as ankyrin repeat domain-containing protein 13B. The transcript is spliced from 11 exons. Gene Ontology annotation, cellular component: cytoplasm. The record is from RefSeq and is a predicted model, not a curated record. The coding region runs from base 138 to 1592 and encodes 484 amino acids. NCBI's taxonomy places the organism in Eukaryota, Metazoa, Arthropoda, Insecta, Lepidoptera, Cosmopterigidae.
AAGCAACUGCAACUGGUGACAUCGAUCUCCUAGCUCUCGUACUAUCUCGACGAGACUACCAGCGUCACCUAGUGCGAGCUGGGGGUAUACCGGACCUGCUGAGGCAGCUCAGUCUAGCGCCUGACUUUUACGUUGAGAUGAAGUGGGAGUUUACUAGUUGGGUGCCCCUAGUAUCCCGCAUGUGUCCGUUCGACACUUACAAAGUGUACAAGCGCGGCGGCAAUGUGCGCGUGGACACCACUCUCGUCGGUUUCGAGAACAAUCGCUGGCAACGGGGGGACCGCACUUACAUUUUCAGGGGGCAAGGUCGCACAGCAAGUUUGAUAGAACUCGAUCACGAACUGGGCACAUCGUGGACGGAGUUCCUUGAACCGCUGGAAGGCAGCCGCGACUGGCCGGCCGCGCCUCGGCAGGCGCUCGAGCAGCGAAUGGCUGCGCCGCUUUGCCUCAACUACUUGGACACCGACAAGAUUAGCUUCGAACGCAACAAGAGCGGCAUCUGGGGCUGGCGGCAGGACAAGACGGAGCCCGUGAGCGGCUACGAGUGCAAGGUGUUCAGCGCCAACAACGUGGAGCUGGUUUCCAAGACGCGCUGCGAGCACUUGCCCAAGGGCGCGGCCGCCCGCCCGGCGCGCGCGCCGCUGGCCGGCCUGCUGGCGCUGGCCAAGGACGACGCGCCCGACGCCGUCCAGCCGCUGCUGCCCGACGCGGACAAGGAAGAUUCCCCUCGCGGUAGUGGUUCAAAAGAGAACCUGCGACCGGUUACAUGGGAGGAGUACUUUUCUAGUGAACCGCUGGAGAACGACAUCGGCCGGCCGAAGGACAUCACGACUAAAGUGCAAAAAUUCAGAGCUACUCUGUGGUUAUGUGAAGAUUACCCUUUAGAGUUACAAGAACAAAUAAUGCCGAUUCUGGACUUGAUGGCCGCGAUAUCAUCGCCACACUUCGCCAAGCUCAAGGACUUUGUACAGAUGCAGCUUCCGGCUGGCUUCCCUGUUAAAAUUGAAAUCCCCCUGUUCCACGUGCUGAAUGCGCGGAUCACGUUCGGCAACAUCUUCGCGAUGGACUCGCCCGUGCCUCACGUAGAGUGCAUCCACGAAGGCGACCGCCUCUCCUGCGUGCUCGACGACGCCUGCUUCGCCAUCGGACGAGGAUAUCGUGAUGCAGCAGCGCACGACGACCGACUAUCGUGUGACGACGAAGAGAGCCUUCUUCAGUACGCCAUACAACAGAGCCUCAUGGAGGUGGGGACACAUGAUGACCAGGUGGACGUGUGGGAGGCGCUGCGCGGCGCCCGCCCCGUCACACCCGGCGCCACGACGCCGCAGCGCGACGCGGCCGACUCCCCCAGGGACCUCUUAGCGCACGAGGAGAGGCAGCUGCAAAGAGCGAUAGAAGCCUCCCUGGCAUCGAUAUCGCUUACACCAUCAGUACAAACGCCGGAUCCUGUGGAAACGGAAACAGAUGCGGAUAGAGAGCUCCAGGAGGUCCUAGCUCUCAGUGCGAGAGAGCAAGCAGAUAUGGAACAGCAGUUGGCAAGGGAGCAGAGAGCUUUGGACGAGGUUUUACGCCUGUCUAUGCUGGAACAGUGACCGAUCUCAUAAAUCAGUAUAAAGCGUCCACCAAAAGAAGACUACGCCUAAAAUACUUGUAUUUAACUAUUACAUAGCUGAAUUUUACACCUUAGCUACCCUAUAAAUAUUUAUUAUUAUACUACGUUAUGUUAAAUAUUGUACAAUUGUAAAAAAAUGUAAUUGUCGGAUUAUGAUAAGAUGAUCUUUCUGGCAAUAUGUUUAUAUUUGUAGUUACUACAGUAAAGAUAAUCGGGGCUCCUGUAUUAAGUGCGCAUCGGCUAAAAUGUCACUCAUAUCUUCGGAGUACAUAUUUCAUUGGCUUCAUGGAUGAUACUAUCUCAAGUGACCAAGACUAUGCACUUAAUGAAAUGGUCAACAGAUCAUUUUAAUGACAUACGGCAGUUUGCUUUGGAGUAAUAUGCCUUGGGUAUGUUGAAUCCACCGGACGUGAUUUUGGCAAUAAUUAUUCUAUGUUAAUCGCUCAGUGCAAUGAGUACGUGACAUAUAAAACGUACUAUAGUUUAUUGUAGCUCUCUAGCAUAAGACAAUAAUGGAAUAAAUCCAUUUUAAUGAAUAUAUGUACAAAAUAAUAGUUCAAAACGAGGCUCAGAAC